AACAAAAGAGUCUCGCCGGCGUCCCCGCCCUCACACUCGCGCUCGGGCGCACACGGAGCAGGGACCGGCGCCCGGAGCGAGCCUGGGAGCGGUGAGCCGGGGACCCACCGCGCGGAGCCAGCCGAGCCGCCAGAGCCCAACCCGCGACGAUCCACGCCCCAGAGCCCCGCAGCCGCCCCCCGCCGGCCGGUGUCCCCACCGCCAUCCCGGACCCAUGGCGCUGAAGCGGAUUCAGAAAGAAUUAAGUGAUCUACAGCGUGAUCCACCUGCUCACUGUUCAGCAGGACCUGUGGGAGAUGACUUGUUCCACUGGCAAGCCACUAUUAUGGGGCCUCCUGAUAGCGCAUAUCAAGGUGGAGUCUUCUUUCUCACUGUACAUUUUCCAACAGAUUAUCCUUUUAAACCACCAAAGAUUGCUUUCACAACAAAAAUUUACCAUCCAAACAUAAACAGUAAUGGAAGUAUUUGCCUCGAUAUUCUGAGGUCACAGUGGUCACCAGCUCUGACUGUAUCAAAAGUUUUAUUGUCCAUAUGUUCACUACUUUGUGAUCCUAAUCCGGAUGACCCCUUAGUACCAGAUAUUGCACAAAUCUAUAAAUCAGACAAAGAAAAAUACAACAGACAUGCAAGAGAAUGGACUCAGAAAUAUGCAAUGUAAAAUGAAAAACAUUUUCAUAUAUACCAGAGUACUGUAAAAUCUAGAUUUUUUUCAACAUUAGCAGUAAAUUGAGCACUGUUUACUGUUUCAUUGUACCAUGAAACCAUUUGAUUUUUACCCAUUUUAAAUGUGUUUCUGAAGCAAGACAAAACAAACUUCCAAAAAUACCCUUAAGACUGUGAUGAGAGCAUUUAUCAUUUUGUAUGCAUUGAGAAAGACAUUUAUUAUGGUUUUUAAAAUACUUGGACAUCUGCAUCUUCAGCUUACAAGAUCUACAAUGCAGCUGAAAAGCAACCAAAUUAUUUUUUGCUGAAACUAGAUGUUUUUACAUGAGAAAUACUGUAUGUGUUGUCUAAGAUGUCAGUUUUAUAAAUCUGUAUUCAGAUUUCAUUCUUUGUUAGCUCACUUUAUAAUUUGUAUUUUUUUACUGUAUAGACUAAAUAUAUUCUAUUUACAUGUAUGUCAACUCAUUACUUUUCCCCUGUGAACAGUAUUGAAAAACCCCAGCGGCUGAUAAUUAAGUGAAUUAACUGUGUCUCCCUUGUCUUAGGAUAUUCUGUAGAUUGAUUGCAGAUUUCUUAAAUCUGAAAUGAUCUUUACACUGUAAUAAUCAGCAUACUGAUUAUGGAGAAACACUUGUUUUGAUUUUGUUAUACUUGACUUAACUUUAUUGCAAUGUGAAUUAAUUGCACUGCUAAGUAGGAAGAUGUGUAACUUUUAUUUGUUGCUAUUUACAUUUGAAUUUUUUCCAGUAUAGGCAAUAUUAUAUUGACACCUUUUACAGAUCUUACUGUAGCUUUUUCCAUAUAAAUAAAAUGCCUUUUCUACUA
Molecule: messenger RNA, 1488 nt
Organism: Cebus imitator (Panamanian white-faced capuchin)
Lineage: Eukaryota; Metazoa; Chordata; Mammalia; Primates; Cebidae
Gene: UBE2D1
Product: ubiquitin conjugating enzyme E2 D1
Exons: 7
Coding region: 215-658 (147 amino acids)
Biological process (GO): ubiquitin-dependent protein catabolic process; protein polyubiquitination
Cellular component (GO): nucleus
Molecular function (GO): ubiquitin conjugating enzyme activity
Source: RefSeq, a predicted model, not a curated record